UUUCCCAUCCUCACAUUCAUCUAACUCUUCGUCAGUUGUGGCAUCCUAGUAUUGCUAGUACUCAGAAACCAAAUCAUUCAUGUUGCUCUCUGCCUCAGUGAACUCCAUUUCAUCCAUUCCCUCUCAUGUGUACCAAUGCAAGAAAGCCUUCCUGUGGAACAUAGCCGUGAACUGCUCAUUGACCCUCAGGAACAUCUCCUGGAUCAAUGUGGAGUUCCUACUGAAAGUUGAGGCCAUUUUCAAACCUGUGGGGGGAAUGUCACAGACAAUGGACUUGACAUUGUUGGGGAUCCACUCAACAAGUAGUAGGAUGAAUUCUUGUACUGGACAUUGAUAUGUCUU
Telopea speciosissima is the source of this 342-nucleotide messenger RNA. RefSeq lists its product as uncharacterized. NCBI's taxonomy places the organism in Eukaryota, Viridiplantae, Streptophyta, Magnoliopsida, Proteales, Proteaceae. The transcript has a single exon. The record is from RefSeq and is a predicted model, not a curated record. Bases 80 to 334 code for a protein of 84 amino acids.